AUGGAAGAUAUAGAAGAAGAAAGUAAGCUUGGUAAUCAAGUGGAAAAAUUAACUGGAGAUAACGAAGAUAUAGAAAAUCAAAACCAUUUGAGAAAAUCGGAAUCAAUUAAACUGAAACUGUUAUAUCCAUACACAAUAUUUGAAAAAAAUGAGAAAAUCAUAUUAAUUUUAAUUUUAAGUUCAGUUGGAUUUUGGAGUACUUGUAGUUCUCCAAUUUAUUUCCCUGCUUUACCCACGUUAACUUCAUAUUUCCAUACGUCAGAAUCAAUAAUGAAUAUUUCGGUAGUUUGUUAUCUAUUAUUUCAAGGUAUUACCCCCACAAUAUCUUCAAAUCUAGCUGAUACGUUUGGUAGACGACCAGUUAUACUAGCUAGUUUAUUAAUUUUUGUUGCUUCAUGUAUUGCCUUAUCUCAAACUAACGUCUAUUGGUUAUUAGCCGUACUUAGGUGUAUUCAAGCCGCUGGAAUAGCUCCAGUUAUUGCAAUUAGUUCAGGAGUAAGUGGUGAUGUAUGUACACCAGCAAAUAGAGGAUCAAUGGUUGGUGCAACUGCUGGUUUACAAUUACUUGGCAAUGGUAUUGGUGGAUUAUUUGGAGCUGCUUUGAUCUCGGGUUUCGGUACUUGGAGAGCUAUAUUUGUAUUUUUAGCUAUUGGUGGUGGUGUUACUUUUGUUGGUGCUUUUUUCUUUUUAGCUGAAACUUCAAGACAGAUCGUAGGUAAUGGGACUGUUAUGCCUAAGAACUUAUUGAAUAAAGCCGUUUUAAUUUAUUUACCUUUUUUUAAAAAGAAAAUGACUAAUGAUGUUGCUACUAUUGAACCAAAAAAAAAAUUUGAUAUUUUAGGACCAUUCAAGAUUUUCAUCAAGAAGGAAGUCUUCCUCAUUUUGCUCCCGCUGGGAAUCCAAUUUGCGGUAUGGUCCAUGGUAUUGACUUCAUUAUCUACUGAAUUAGAAGGUCCAAAGUAUGAUUAUAGUGUUAUGCAUGUUGGUUUAAUUUAUUUACCUCAGGGUCUUUCUUGUUUUGUUGCUUCUAUGACUGCUGGUAAGGCUAUGAACUGGUAUUAUAAAUACAGAAAGAAUUUAUUUGACAAAAGAAUGGAGAAUGUACCAAAAGAUCAAAUUCCAGCUUUUAAUAUUGUUGCUACGAGAAUCACACUUACUGUUGUACCUGCUUCUUUAAUGAUCAUAGGUUUGAUAAUCUUUGGUUGGUGUAUUCAAUAUCGAAGACAUAUCAUAUCAAUAAUAAUAUCAACUAUCCUUAUAGCAUUUUCAUCAUCAGUAAUGAUUGCCAUUUGUACAACAUUAUUAGUAGAUUUGUACCCAAAUCAAGGAAGUGCAUCAGCAAGUUGUUUAAACUUAAUGAGAUGUUGGCUAGCUGCUCUUGGAGUUGGUGUACUAGACAAGAUGAUAGCAAAAUUAGAUCUUGGUGGAACAUAUACAUUAAUUGCUGGAAUAUGUUUGAUUUUAGAUUUAUGCUUGGUUUAUGUACUUUAUUGUACAAAUAAGGAAUUAAGAGAUUUUUCAUCAAAUCAAAGUACAAGAGUUAGUAGUACUGAAUCUUCUAUAAUAGAGUAG
Lodderomyces jiufengensis is the source of this 1572-nucleotide messenger RNA. RefSeq names its product QDR1. Gene Ontology annotation, biological process: transmembrane transport. The transcript has a single exon. NCBI's taxonomy places the organism in Eukaryota, Fungi, Ascomycota, Pichiomycetes, Serinales, Debaryomycetaceae. The coding region runs from base 1 to 1572 and encodes 523 amino acids. Gene Ontology annotation, molecular function: transmembrane transporter activity. The record is from RefSeq and is a predicted model, not a curated record.